CAUUUUUGUCUUUUUCUGCCUGGGUUUGCUUAACUGAUUUACGCGCUUUUCUUUCAAUAUAGCAUUGGCCGUUUGUAUAGAAUAUAAAUAGGUUUCGUGUUAUCCAGCUGUCGUUAACAACGAUAUUAACGUGUUUCAAGUAUCAUUGUUCGACGGUCAGGUAUCGACUAUAAUUGAUUGUACGUACGCACGCACCUAACACAAAAUUGGCGGUAUAUUUUCUACUGCUUUAAAGAUAAAUAAAAUCGUGGUUACAUAGUAUUGCUGAAAAUUAAUAUAAAGUUCAAAGAAGUGAUUUUAAAUGAACUAAAGCGGUCCUGUUUUGUGUACCGAUUGUUUUGAUUUGGCGCCGCAGUGCUAAAUGCUGGCCUAGUUCGUCUGCUGUUUGUUGACAGCGGUGACCGGCAAAACAUCGUGAUUGGCGCUGAUCGAUUUGUGCGGGUGUGUGUUAUCGCCAAUUCGCUGUCGAACAUAACGACUGUUGUUUAAUUUCGUAAGACUUGUGCACUGUUGUGAUAAGUAUCUGUACCGAGUUUUACUGUCACAUAGCUGUGGCCAUGAUGGCAGAGUCUGCUGGUGUAAACUCGCUUAUCGAUCGUCUAGACCAACAGACUCUCGAUGAGGGUGUACUAGUUAACUUUAAGGGUGAAGGCAGAAAGCUUGACAAGUAUGAGGACAUCAAAGUUAUUUGCGAUGCUCUGGAAAGUAAACCCGAUGUAACAAUUCUCUGCCUUCAAGGCAACACAUUAGGAUCGGAUGCUGCCAAAUUUCUCGGUGACUCGUUAAAGACAUGCAGUAAGCUGGAGCGCCUACUUUGUGAAGACAUUUUUACGGGACGUGUGAAAACCGACAUCCCUGUUUCGUUAGAACAUUUCUCUCGAGGCCUAAUGAAGUCAAAUUGUCGGUUGGUAGAGCUCGAUUUUUCCGGUAACGCAUUCGGCGAACUCGCAAUUAAUGCCAUGUACUCGUUACUUACCGCACCAACAUGUUAUUCGCUAAAGGAACUGCGGUUGAAUAACACUGGCCUGGGGCCAUCGGGCGGUGUCCGUCUUGCUAAGGCCCUUCUCGAGUGCUUGGAUAAGUCUGGUGGCGAAUUUCGUCUGGAAGUAUUUGUGUGCGGCAGGUCACGACUUGAGAAUGAGGGCGCUAAAGCGUUGGCCGAAUUUUUUGCUAAGUCUCCUGACCUAACAGAGCUCGUGAUACCGCAAAACGGCAUUUUCAAAGAUGGAAUUGUUGCCAUCGGUGAAGCGCUCGUUAACCGUCCCAACCUGCGGAUGCUUAACAUUAACGACAACAUUCUUUCUGUUCAGGGCGCUAAAAGUUUAGGAGAAUCACUCUGUCAGCUAACGUCUUUAGAAGUACUCAAUAUUGGUGACUGCGUAAUUCGUUCCGAAGGAGCUCAGUACAUUGCAUCGGCUAUUGAAUAUCUCACCGAGCUACGUGAACUCAAUCUCGGUCAUAACGAGAUUGAACUAGACGCCGGCCUGAAGAUUGUGGAGGCCAUGGCCAAUAAAUCAAAUCUACAAGUUCUAGAAUUGGAUGGCAAUCGCUUCGGCGCUGAAGGCAUCGCAUUGAUUGAGUCACGUAUGGAUGAACUAGAUCUUCUCGAUUCGCUGUGUGCCUUCAGUGAAGACGAGGUUGAAGAGGAGGAGUACGAUGAAGAUACCGAUGAUGCGUUUACAUUUGACGAUUUCGCUAGGAACCCGACACCUGAAUCGCUAUUACGACUUGAACAGCCGUAUGAGCAAGCUAAGGAGUACAUAGACAAAUUUCAAUGCCUUGAUCACGUUGGCCUACUUCGCAUGUUUGUAAAGUUUGGAGCGGCCAGCGAUGGAACGCCCGAUACCGUCGAUGCGGCAUCCGAAAUCUGUGCACCGGUACUUGACCAAAUGUUCCAACUGAAGUAUGAUAUGGCCAACCUCAUUAAUUUAUUUGCAAUUCACCUCGGUUUCGUAAAGGAUGAGGACAAAGCGAUUAAGAUACCUCGGGAUGUUUCAGGACUACUCCUUGUAGCAGCUAAAUGUAGAAAUCAUUACCCCAAAGAGUUGGCGUCUGUUCUUAAGACGUUCGUCGACAAUAUGGAACCGCGGAAUUGUUCAAAAACGUUCCUUCCAUAUAUAAGAUCGGUGUACGCUAACUUUUAAAAAAUAUUUUUUCAGUUUUGUUUACAGGCAAAAGUUAAUUGAUAAUCAUUGUAUCACUGUUACCGCAAGAUCAUAGUCACAAGGGUAAACAUGUUAUCAAAAGUUUCACGAUUGUCAAUGAAAAGCAAGGCAGACCUUAAAUGAUUCAUUGAAGAGGUUGGCUCUACUGUGUAUAUUUUGUCAUAUAUUUAGAAAUAGCAUUGACAAACUGACGAAUUCAUACCGAAGAUGGUAAUUGAAUGCACGUUAUUAUAUCAAACUCGUUGAAUAAAAUAUUUGAACUCCCUUAUGAUACGAAUAUAUCAGAGGAGUCCUUCUUGUCAUAGCAUGGAAUCAAGAAUAUAAUACUGACUGCGAAGAAAAUAAAACAUACGUACACCAAAUAAAUCGAAUUUUGUACUUGUAAUUGCAGAUACUAAAGGCUUUAGCCUUUGAAAAUUAUUGAAAAUAUUCAAAUGUCUUAAUCACUAGCGUAACUUAAGCUCAGUGGUUUUCAGUUUCGGC
This is a messenger RNA of Varroa destructor (honeybee mite), 2648 nucleotides long. RefSeq lists its product as uncharacterized. Gene Ontology annotation, biological process: nucleocytoplasmic transport; signal transduction; activation of GTPase activity. Gene Ontology annotation, cellular component: cytosol; perinuclear region of cytoplasm; nucleus. Gene Ontology annotation, molecular function: small GTPase binding; GTPase activator activity. The record is from RefSeq and is a predicted model, not a curated record. NCBI's taxonomy places the organism in Eukaryota, Metazoa, Arthropoda, Arachnida, Mesostigmata, Varroidae.